Messenger RNA from Tupaia belangeri chinensis (Chinese tree shrew), 812 nucleotides. It is a transcript of the gene FUNDC2, whose product is annotated as FUN14 domain containing 2. Lineage: Eukaryota; Metazoa; Chordata; Mammalia; Scandentia; Tupaiidae. Gene Ontology annotation, biological process: autophagy of mitochondrion. The record is from RefSeq and is a predicted model, not a curated record. Gene Ontology annotation, cellular component: mitochondrial outer membrane.
GAAACUUUGAGGGAAAUUUUGAGUCGCUGGACCUCGCAGAAUUUGCUAAAAAGCAGCCAUGGUGGCGCAAGCUAUUUGGGCAGGAAUCUGGGCCCUCAGCUGAAAAAUAUAGCGUGGCAACCCAGCUGUUAAUUGGAGGCGUCACUGGAUGGUGCACGGGUUUCAUAUUCCAGAAGGUUGGGAAGUUGGCUGCAACUGCUGUAGGAGGUGGAUUUUUUCUCCUUCAGCUUGCAAACCAUACUGGGUACAUCAAAGUGGACUGGCAGCGAGUGGAGAAGGACAUGAAGAAAGCCAAAGAGCAGCUGAAGAUCCGUAAGAGCAACCAGAUACCGACAGAAGUCAAGAGCAAGGCUGAGGAGGUGGUGUCCUUUGUCAAGAAGAAUGUUCUAGUGACUGGGGGAUUUUUCGGAGGCUUUCUGCUUGGCAUGGCAUCCUAAGGAUAAUGACUCUACUUCCAUUGUUCCUGGUUUUCCCAGCCAGCAGUCUCCACGCUCCACUAUAGGACGUUGAGUCACUCUUCCUCUUCUCCCGUGCCUUCCUCCUUGCCGUGGCAGAUCUGAAUGGCUUCUGUAGACAUCAUUGACGGCGAUGGAAGAAACAGUAGAUGGUAGCUCUCCUCCCAGUACACUGCUCCCCAUGUGGCCAGUCUGUAGGUCAGCAAGAAUGUUCCUUUCCCUCCUACAUGAGACACUUUCCAGAACAUGUUGCAAGAUGGCUCGCCAUGGAGGAUGAGUGAGAAAGGAGCACAUAGAUAACUGUUUAAUGUGCUGCUUGGAAAGGAAUGGAAUACAUUUGCCUUUAAGCAUGAACGA